This is a messenger RNA of Sphaerulina musiva SO2202, 1481 nucleotides long. RefSeq names its product acetolactate synthase small-subunit precursor-like protein. Gene Ontology annotation, molecular function: acetolactate synthase regulator activity. The transcript is spliced from 4 exons. Gene Ontology annotation, cellular component: acetolactate synthase complex; mitochondrial nucleoid. Gene Ontology annotation, biological process: branched-chain amino acid biosynthetic process. NCBI's taxonomy places the organism in Eukaryota, Fungi, Ascomycota, Dothideomycetes, Mycosphaerellales, Mycosphaerellaceae. The record is from RefSeq and is a predicted model, not a curated record. The coding region runs from base 26 to 1054 and encodes 342 amino acids.
CUUCUCCCACCCAUUGUCCUCCACAAUGGCCUCAAAACGCGCAGUACAGCUGCUCUCCAAGCAGUUCCAAUCGUCCACUAUUCUCAAGACCACCACAGCCACUCAAAUCCGACAGCAAUCCUCCACCUCCGCAAUCGCCUGGAAAGCUCUCAACCGCCGCAUCGCACCUCUUCCCACAGUCACCGGCCAAUCGAGCGCCAUAACGCCUGCUGCAGCCGUCUCCUCCAUUCUCUACGAGACCCCCGUUCCUGACAAAGCGCCGCCCAAACGCCAUAUCCUCAACUGUCUGGUCCAAAACGAGCCCGGAGUCCUCUCUCGCGUGUCUGGUAUUCUUGCGGCUCGAGGCUUCAACAUCGACUCUCUCGUCGUCUGUAGUACAGAAGUCGCAGACCUCUCUCGCAUGACUAUUGUGCUUCAGGGACAGGAUGGCGUGGUAGAGCAGGCGAGGAGGCAAUUGGAGGAUCUGGUUCCUGUGUGGGCUGUGUUGGAUUACACGCAAGCUCCACUUGUGCAGAGGGAGCUUCUGCUGGCGAAGAUUAGCAUCUUGGGUCCUGAGUACUUUGAGGAGCUGUUGGCGCAUCACCGAGAGAUGACGGGGAGCACUUCGCAAUAUGGGGAUGCGGCUCGUGGUGCCAUCGCUUCAGGGGAGUUGGGGAACAUCGAUGGACAAGCGGAUACGACUUCAGCUACGAGCGCGAGUUUUGAGGAGGAUAUGGACGCUGGAGGUGUUUCACACGUUGACUUUCACCCACGCAACCUUGCCCCAUCCGAAGCUCUUCGCAUGAAACACCAACAUCUCGAAACCAUUACUUACCUCGUACACCAAUUCGGGGGCAAGAUUCUGGAUAUCUCCACGAACAACUGCAUCGUUGAGCUCAGCGCGAAGCCCACUAGAAUUGAUUCGUUCAUGAAGCUGAUUACGCCUUUCGGUAUCCUGGAGUCCGCACGGACAGGCCUGAUGGCACUGCCACGUACGCCGCUGGAUGGUGCUGAGAACGAACAGACUGUGGAAGUGGAAGAGGUCAUGGACGCUGCUUCACUGCCACCAUCGUAGGCGAAGAAGUCACGUAGCCUUUUGCAUCCGAUCUUGGAUAGCUCAAGGCCACUCCUCCAUGCUUGCGCUAGACCUCAUGAGACUCGAGACUCGCCUGUACUGACAGCAUACUGAGCUACCUGGGUCGGCCCUGGGAGACACUGAGGACCGGCUAAUCAUUUCCAUGGAUAGCGGUGGUGUUUGAGGCGUACCUGUAUUUGGAGCGCUCUGGAGAUCUGUGCACAGGAAGCUCUCACGAGCUGGCAGGACUGAUGGGUAUAUCUCAUCACUGUGUAUGGAUAGUAUAUGCAAUUCGCUUCUAAUGUUUCAACGAGAGUUUGAAGUUGUAAUUUAGACAUCAAAUGGACAUUCACGCGCGAAGGCCCUAUAACAAACAUCUUGGUACUGUCCGUUACUACUAACUACAGCGAACAUAUAAUGCGAGAUC